UAGAGACGCGAUGGGACAUACUGCUGCUCUAGCGCUCAUUUUAAUGAAUGACAGUUAGCAGUAUACCAACAGCUCACAAUCAUGACAAGUGAAGGGCUUGUGUUUUUAUGCGGGUUGGGGAUUCUCCAAAUGCUGUGUGUGACUGAAGGAAGCACUGGGGGAUGUGGGUGUCCAGCGGCCAGCAUUUUGUCUGACUUUCCAUCUAAGGUACCCAAUGACACAUGCUGCUUGAACUACUCAGGAUCCACAUUCAACCAGGUGUCUUGGCCGGCUUUUUUGUCACAUACACACCUGCAGGUUUUGGACCUGACUAACUGUAAUAUCAGUCACAUUGAUCACAGUGAGGUCGGUGAUGCUGUCAGUUCACUGAGAGAGCUGUAUCUCAGCCAGAACAGACUGACAUCUCCUCCAGCUGACUUCCUCGCUAAAGCUUAUAGUUUGGAAGUGCUGGAUUUGGGAGUGAAUCAUCUGAAGGAUCUGCCCGAGCGAUUUCUGCAGAACUCGGACAAACUGCGAGUGCUGAUCCUGGGAUGGAACCAGCUGAGCGCUCUGCCUCAUUCAGCGCUUAAGCCGUCGCUACAGCAUCUGGAGCUCAUUGGAAACCCCUGGGACUGUACAUGCUCGCUGUGGAAGGGGCUUCAAGGUGGUCUGCAUGACAACUCCAGCAGCCUUCAGGACCUCGUAGGUAAUCUGACCUGUGCCUCUCCUCAAAAUCUUGCAGGGCAGACGCUUUGGUCUUUGCAGACCAGUGACGUGUGUCAUUUGCCCAAUCUGACUGCUCUCUUCAUCCUGCUUCCCUUGCUCCUCCUCCUCAGCUUGGUGCUGUGCUGGUGCUGUGGCAGAGAGAAGAAGAAGAACAAGAAGAAGAAAGAGACCACCUCGUUCAGCCCUACUCGCAAAAGGGCCAACAACUCCCAUUGCAACGGACGGUGGCCACAUGCCAAACUGCCCACUGAGGAGUCAGCAGUGUCUGUCGACAGAGGAAAGGAGGUCAUGCUGAAGAACCAGCUGAUGCUUCAGCCCUCGUCCACCCUGUUAGACAGCACUCGGGAUAUUUAUGAGGAGGUGGAGGUCAAACUGGGCUCUGUGGACUCGCUGGCUCCUCCGCCGUCCACUUGCUCCACAGAAGGGACCGCGGGAAAGCAGGACCUGGACACGGUGAGUGUGAGCGAGGUGAUGAAGGACUCGGCCGAUCGGGAGAAGGCGUACUUGACCCAGUCCACUGAAUACUACAGCCUGGUUCCUGGGAUUGAAAUCGAAGACUCCGAUCAUGGAGAGUAUGAAAGUGUGGACCUCUCGUGACAUUACUGGAAAUGCUGCAUUUGGUUGA
Molecule: messenger RNA, 1330 nt
Organism: Rhinichthys klamathensis goyatoka
Lineage: Eukaryota; Metazoa; Chordata; Actinopteri; Cypriniformes; Leuciscidae
Product: leucine-rich repeat-containing protein 38
Exons: 2
Coding region: 82-1302 (406 amino acids)
Molecular function (GO): protein binding
Source: RefSeq, a predicted model, not a curated record